This is a messenger RNA of Daldinia loculata, 1409 nucleotides long. RefSeq lists its product as uncharacterized. NCBI's taxonomy places the organism in Eukaryota, Fungi, Ascomycota, Sordariomycetes, Xylariales, Hypoxylaceae. The transcript has 2 exons. The record is from RefSeq and is a predicted model, not a curated record. The coding region runs from base 317 to 1060 and encodes 247 amino acids.
AUGUCUUUCAGAUCGUAGAAGAUAAUACAUGAUACUACCAUUUGCUCCUAGCUACUACGAUGUUCCAUAUUGCGAACGAUUUAUUAUUAGUACCGUUCGUCCUAGCGCUUGGAAUGGAUCGGACUAGAACUCGUCGAAUACGUCUUAAUGACGGAAAUGACCGUCAUUCGUCCGAAUUCUUGACGCGAUGAUUAACACAGAUGCGAUUAAUAUCAAUCGACCUGUUCGCGGCUCUUAAGCUAUCGUCACCAUGGAUCGAUCUUCAAGAUACUAAGCUUGAGAAUCGCGAUACGUUGACGGUGUAAGCACUAUUAUCAUGUUCCGACAAUCACUUCGACUGGCACGGAAGAGGAACUUUGGGUUACGGCAACUAUCUGUGCCGCCGACUCCUAUAACCUUACUUCGUCCGUAUUCUGACAAUCAGACGAUUCGAGACAGUCGUUCCCCUAAUGACCCAGCGCAGACUCUCUCCCAGGCAGGCAGCAUCUCGGCGGUGAUAAAAGAGGACCACCGGCAAAUUGAAAAGUAUCACGACAAGAUUGUCAAUUCGAAGGAUCAUGAUACUCAGCGGCGAUACCAAAAUGCCUUUGUGUGGGAGCUGACGAGGCAUGCAAUAGCCGAAGAGCUAGUUGUAUAUCCUUCAAUAGAGACGGGCCUCAACAACGGGAAAGAGAUAGCCGAUAAAGAUCGAGAAGAGCAUCAGGUAACUAAAGAGCAGCUCUACAAGUUCCAGAACUUAACCCCUAACGAUAGUAAUUUCAUCCCAACUCUCGAGUCGCUGAUGACGGAUCUCAAAAUUCAUAUCAAACAAGAGGAGGAACGCGAUCUCGUCAAACUGGAAGAAGCACUACGGCCGACAAGGUCGAGAGACCUAGCCCAGCAAUUCGAGAUGACGAAGAUAUUCACGCCAACACGUAGCCACCCAAGCGCGCCGAAUAAGCCACCAUACGAGACUAUUGCUGGCCUUAUGACAGCGCCACUGGACAAGCUUGGCGAUAUAUUUCGCGCAUGGCCGGACGAGCCCGGGCCAAGGCCAGCUUCUGGUGGAGCUGGGAGAUGAUUGCGAGCGCGCAAGAACACGCGGUUACGUCUGCUAGAACAUUGCGGUAACGUUCUAGUAGAGGUUAGCGAUGAGGAGUUUACUAAAAAGUGAAUUAUAUUAGGUUUUCUAUACGUGGAUAAAUAGGUAUAUUAGUGUCGCAUAACGUUCAUCCAAGUCCAAGCUUACCAUACAUAACGUGCCAUAGCUUAGACGAGGCAAGGAACGAGAUUUGAGCAACGAUACAUGCAUAUGCACCACGUUAAAAAUAAUUUUUAUUAUCAUUGGUCACGUAUCUCGUAUUCAGUUGUCCGAGGUCUAGUGAGAAAUCAUAAUCAAUGGUUCGAUCGCGGCAAUUUAGCCGAUUCGA